Messenger RNA from Fonsecaea multimorphosa CBS 102226, 2223 nucleotides. RefSeq lists its product as uncharacterized. Gene Ontology annotation, biological process: protein modification process. The transcript is spliced from 4 exons. The record is from RefSeq and is a predicted model, not a curated record. Gene Ontology annotation, cellular component: P-body. Lineage: Eukaryota; Fungi; Ascomycota; Eurotiomycetes; Chaetothyriales; Herpotrichiellaceae. Gene Ontology annotation, molecular function: hydrolase activity. Bases 1 to 2223 code for a protein of 740 amino acids.
AUGCACAUACUUGUCGUAAAUGACGACGGUCCCCCGUCAAAUCAAUCAUCACCAUACGUUCAUUCUCUGGUAACCGCCCUUCAAGAUGCUGGACAUUUGGUAUCAGUGGUCUUGCCUCAUGUCCAGAGGUCCUGGAUAGGAAAGGCACAUAUGGUUGGUCACACUUUGACUCCGACUUACUAUCGCCCGGGCUCCAUCUUGAAGGACGACGGAAUCACCUCGGACCGACCAUUUAACGAUGGCGGAGAGGAGUGGAUUUUGAUAGACGGCACGCCGGCAAGCUGCACCCAAAUCGGGCUUCAUCAUGUGUUCAAGGACAGAGGUCCAAUUGAUCUUGUAGUCAGCGGUCCCAAUUAUGGUCGCAACACUACUGCCGUCUUUGCUCUGUCCAGCGGGACAAUUGGUGGCGCAAUGGAAGGCGCAAUGAGCGGUGUGAAAAGCAUUGCUUUGUCUUAUGCUUUCGAUUCGAGAGAGCACGAUCUUGAGGUCAUCUCUGCGGCUUCAAGACUGAGCACCCGGUUGAUGGAAAAGUUAACCAAGGAAUGGCCGGACGACGUGCACCUGUACAGCAUCAAUGUCCCUCUCCGAAAAGGAGUUGAGAACAAUAAGAUUGUCUAUGCUGAAAUGAUACAAAACCGAUGGAUUAGCGGAAGCUCCUUUACCGAAUUGGCCGAGGAGGAAGACAUCGAGGACCCAAACGUGGAGGAGCAGAGAAUUCGUGAGACUGGUGAAGCUACCGGAAACAACAACGAACGCCUGACAAGGAGAGCUCAUCGAAAGUUCAAGUGGUCUCCCCAGUUUGCCGACGUUCGGCAGGCGGUUGUCGAUGCUGGCAAGGGCGACGGUUGGGAGGUGCUGCAGGGAAACAUCACGGUCACUCCAUUGAUUGCGAAUUUCUGGCACCUACCUCACUACACCGGCGAAAUCAAGCUUAUAGACUCGCAUUCUCCGCCCAUGUACGCGCUCAUUGAUUAUCCGGAUGCAUAUGUGCAACCUCUCAUUCUGGCUGCCCUGGGACAGUUAGCUCCAUUGCCUCUCAGGCGCAUUUCCAACAUUAGUGACUUGCCAAAUCCUUCGGAUCGCGUUUUGCAGUUCACCGCGUACGAGAAAAUUGACUUCGAGCAUGCCAUGCAGCACUCACAAACGUCUCUUGUUUGCUCCUAUGUCAUCCGAAAAGCGCUUAUUCGCAAGCACUAUCUGUCCAAUACAGUGUCUACCUGGCUAGUCAAACACCCCAGUAGCAUCCUGGCAAAACAUUUCAAGCCGUGUGUGCAUUUCGAACUCGACUACGCGGAAUUCCUGGAUGAGGCACUGGUGGAUGCAUGGGAUCUGAACGAGAGCUUGGCAGAGAAUGAGAAGCAAGAGUCCGGCAAACAAAAGCAAUGGUGGAUAUUAAAACCCGGCAUGAGUGACGGUGGCAACGGUAUCAGACUGUUCUCGACUAGCGGCGAACUUCAAGCCAUCUUCGAGGAGUGGGAGGAAGACUCCCCCGAUGCCGAUGCGGAGGAUUCGACUGAAGAGGACGAGUGUCAUGAUGCGCCAGGGCGCAAACAAGGCGAUUCUCUUGAGGGUAACGCAAUGACAUCUCAGCUCAGGCAUUUCAUCGCUCAGCCCUACAUCGACCCUCCACUGCUGCUCGAAACCUAUGGGGGUCGAAAGUUCCACAUCCGGGCCUACGUGCUGGCGGCAGGAGCUCUGAAGGUGUAUGUUUACAAGGAGAUGCUGGCUCUUUUUGCAGCCAAAGGCUAUCAACCACCCGCUUCUGCCACAGAUCCCGAGAUGCUGGACCUUGCACAACAUCUAACAAAUACCUGCUUCCAAGAUGAAGCGACCAAAAGCACCUCUGUCUACCGGUUCUGGGAUCUGGAAUCAUCUGAGAUGCACGCAAACUGGAAGGACGCCAUAUUCCAACAAAUCUGCGACGUAACUGGUGAAGUUUUCGAGGCUGCAGCUCGUGAACAGAUGAUCCACUUCCAAGCGGUACCGAACGCUUUUGAAAUCUUUGGGGUGGACUUUUUGGUCGACCAGGAUUGUAACGUGUGGCUGCUGGAACUAAAUGCCUAUCCAGACUUCAAGCAGACAGGACAGGAUCUCCAGGACGCCGUGGUCGGUGGACUUUUCCAAGCGGUCACCAGGACUGCAAUUGCGCCAUUCUUUGGUCUCACUGGAUCUGGAACGACGCAGAUGCCACUAGUGAGAUCGAUCAAUCUAGGUCGAUGCUGA